Molecule: messenger RNA, 1617 nt
Organism: Drosophila obscura
Lineage: Eukaryota; Metazoa; Arthropoda; Insecta; Diptera; Drosophilidae
Product: RING finger protein 121
Exons: 6
Coding region: 160-1125 (321 amino acids)
Cellular component (GO): Golgi membrane; endoplasmic reticulum membrane
Molecular function (GO): ubiquitin protein ligase activity; metal ion binding
Source: RefSeq, a predicted model, not a curated record
GGACACGCACACAAACACACAAUAUCAAAUUAUUUGUUUUCCUUUCAAGAUAUCCGAAAAUUGAAUUAAAAAAACAUCGCCAAGAUAGUGUUGAAACGCAGGCGACGCUUUAGAUUGUCAGGACCUGGAGCGGUAGGAUACAGCAGAACCAACAACGACAUGUACCAACAGCACAUGGAUCUGCAUGCCCCGGUGGACCUUAAUAAGUCCCUGGACGACAUGACGCCGGAGGAGCGCAUGCGGGCCGAACAUCAGCUGAUGGUGGAAAAGCACAGGGGCCACGAUGCAAUGCACUCGGAAAUGGUGAUCAUACUCUUUGUAACCGUGGUGAUUGCCCAGGUCAUACUGGUGGAGUGGAAGAAGCGCCACUAUAGCUCCUAUUCACUCAUCACCCUGCUGGCCAUGUGGAUUAUACCCUUUACGAUCUCAUGCUUCUUUGGCUGGAUACGUUUCAUUGUAAUCUGGGUGAUAUUCACAAUCAUUACGGCGCUGGUUAUGCGCCGUGCGAUAAGCAAGCCCAUCCAAGGCACAACGCCCAGACUCGUCUACAAAUGGUUCUACUUCAUCUACAAGCUAAGCUAUGGCCUCGGCUUGGUUGGCUACCUCGUGAUCAUGGCCGCCUUCAUGGGCAUGAACUAUCUGUUCUCACAGCUGCCCAAUGUCUGGAUGGAUGUGGGCCUUAUGUUCUGUUUCUAUGGCCUCUAUAUUGGUGUGCUUGGUCGCGACAUAUCCGAAAUAUGCUCGGACAAAAUGGCAGCAGCCAUUGGCUACUAUGCCCCGCAGGGUAUACCCACGCGACACUUGGAGCAGAAUGUGUGCGCCGUGUGCGGCAAUCAGUUGCUGGUUUCCGAAAAGGAGGAGGGCGUCAUUGAGAACACAUACAAAUUGUCCUGCAAUCAUGUAUUCCACGAGUUCUGCAUACGGGGGUGGUGUAUUGUCGGCAAGAAGCAGACGUGUCCCUACUGCAAGGAAAAAGUUGAUCUACAGAAAAUGUUCCGCAAUCCAUGGGAGAAACCGCAUGUAUUGUAUGGCCGUUUGCUGGACUGGAUCCGCUGGCUGGUGGCCUGGCAGCCGCUCAUCUUCUUUAUAGUUUUAGGCAUCAAUUGGGUGCUGGGAUUGGAAUAAGUCAAGCAGCAGCAGCGCCUUAACAUGAUAGCUCUUUGCCUCAGCGUUCCGCAGCGUCUAGUCAAGCAGCACAGACACACACACACACACACACACACACACGCACGACUCGCACACACCACAGAUUAAGGAUCCAAACAAAAAAAAAAAAAGCAACCAAAACAGAGACCAAUUGUAGGGGGGCGGAGCACAGAAGGCACGCUCUUCAUGCCCAUUCAUUCCCCAUAAGCAUACCACACAUUGCACCGAAAACACACACUAUAGGGAACUAUUUUGCUUUUUGCAACGUUCGGACGGAUGGCUGGACAUCCGGAUGUCGUAUACCCAGACACCACUACGUUGCACCCCUGUCGUAGCGUGCAUCAUUUCCAUUAUGCAGUGUUUUAAAAUGUAAACGUUAUUGCAAUUUUAGAUAUAUAUGAGAUAUAUAUAUAUAUAUAUAUAUUAUAUACUUAGCCUGUAUGCAUCUGUGUACAUAUAUGUAUGUGUGUG